AGCUGCAGUCCCGUAAACACCCCCCACCCCGUUUCUUCCUUGCAACACGCAUAUCGACAUAAGAUAAACACCGGGACCCCCAGCCUCUGUUGCUUUGGUGUUAUUUAUUAUGCAGAUGACGCAGGGAGAUUUGUUUGUGUUCCGUCUGCUGGCAGUUGUGAAAUUUGUAUGUUUUCGAAGUGGAGGCCCGAAUGGAAAAGUUUGAUUUUGUCCACACGUGACCAAGCAUCAUUUGCAAACCACUCCGAGGUAUCUGUGGGGGGGGGGCACAUCUUUUUCUUUCUUUAUCUCUGAGGUUUUUUGGAAAUAGAAUGUGUCCAAAUACAACACGCAAUCCACUUUCAUUCAGAGGGCUUUGAUUUAAUGUUCAAUUGCUUGCUGAACAAGUGCAAGGACUGGAAACAUUGGUGAGAAAUUAAAUAAAUACAUACUUGUGCGUUUUAUGUGCCGAGUUCCCGACCCUAAGGGCCACUCUUACUGUAAGGGACAGGAAGAAGCCCAAACAUAGUGUUUAAGGGCUGACUCACACCCUCAGGAAGCCGGACCUCCUUCUACAAACUGCUUUAUAAAAAGGGCACAAAACUUACUCCAGUUUAGAAAUUUAUUGAAAAGAACCAGCUCCCACAGAGCCAUACGCUUAUAUUAUUUAUUCCAUAAGCCAUUCCUCGUUUUCUUGCUACGCUAUUUUUUUGUUUUUCCCUCUCUGCGAUCCCGAAACCUUUUUUUUUCCCAAAUGUUUUGGUUUCCACGUAACUCUUUCUCCUACCUGUCUUCUCUCCUCUUCAUCAUCCCACUUCCUUUCUGCUCGUCCUUUUACCUCACUGACUCCAACCCACUUUUAGCCUUCAGCAGUGAAGUCAAGGAGGUGCACCUCUACACAGACAAUCACAGAAGGGCGAUGUACCUGCAGAUGGCUCUGGACGGCAGCGUGUCGGGGAGCGACGCUCAGACCGAGUACAGUGUGAUGCAGCUGAAAUCUGUCCGGUUGGGCCACGUUGUCAUCGAGGGGAAGUCCUCCUCUAUGUUCCUCUGCAUGGACAGCGAGGGCCGUUUGAGAGGACAGGGGCAGUACUCGGAGGCCGACUGCAGCUUCAGUGAGCUGCUGCUGGCAGACGGGUACACCCGCUUCCUCUCCUCGCAGCGCGGGAUGGAACUGUCUCUGGCGCCGAGGCCGUCCUCGGACGCAAACUCGGUGCCCUUCAGUCGGUUCCUGCCCAUCCGCACGCGCCCGGAGGCUGAGAGCGUCGCCGAAGAGCCGCCGAGCGGCCAGAGAUACGUCAACGUGGACUCGGAGGAUCUCCUCGGGAUGGGUCUGAACGCCAUGGGGAACCCUCAGUUCUCCGUGGAGAAGUAAAGAGAAUGAACUCCACGGACCUGUAACUUAACGUGUGAUGUAUUUUGUAUCGAUCAGGGAACCUUUCUUUCUGUGUGAAAUUAGUACGUUUUUCUUCUCAUGAGCAUACAGUAAUACGUAAGUUAUUUAUUUAUUGUGUGUGUGUUCUAAUGGCUAUUUAAAGACUGGAGAAUAAAUUCAGAGAUUUUAUAGGGUGUUUCAAAGUGUACAGUGUUUAUCAGACAGGUUCUGAAGGAAAAUAAACACGAUGUCAACGGCCACUUUGUUUGUCUGAAUCUGUCAUACGUGGCGAUUAAUGACUGCAGUGGCAGCAGUGUGAACCCACUUGUUGUCACGGUUUGGGUCUGCUUCUUGUCUUAUUUUGUAGUUUUCAUGUCUCUUGUGUUCCUGGGGUAACGUCACUUCCUGCCUUGCCCUGUCUUCCCCUGUGAUUGUCUGCCGGGCCUGAUCGUUUCCACCUGUGUCCAAUCACCUGCACCUCCCUUGUGUAUUUAAGCCCCGUGAGUCUCUUGUCUUGUGUGACGUCAUUACAUGUCGACGUUCUUGGGUCCUGUCAAGUAAGUCAAGUCUGUGUUUUCAAGUCCAGGUCCCUGUUUUUUUUUUUGUCUGUUUUGUUUUUGCCUUCUUCCUCCCCCUAUUUGGUUGGAGUGAUUUUGAGUGUGUGAUUUUUGACUAUUAAAGUCCUUUUAUUUUCCAAUACUCCGCGUCGGAGUCCUCCCUCCUUGCCCUCGACCCCGCGUCCUGACACUUGUGAUGGUUUAUGGGCUGUGGUGGUGGUCAGAGGCGUGUUGGAGUCUCACAUACCAUUCCUCCGAUGUCACAUUGUGUUUUAAACUGAUGGUGCGUUCUGUCUGACCGUUGUCGGUAAAUAACAUGAACCUUUACUAAGCCUCAAACAACACAAUAUACAAUAUACGCUCAUAAUAGCAGCAAUAUAACUAAUAA
Molecule: messenger RNA, 2299 nt
Organism: Pungitius pungitius (ninespine stickleback)
Lineage: Eukaryota; Metazoa; Chordata; Actinopteri; Perciformes; Gasterosteidae
Gene: fgf21
Product: fibroblast growth factor 21
Exons: 4
Coding region: 734-1354 (206 amino acids)
Biological process (GO): positive regulation of protein phosphorylation; positive regulation of cell population proliferation; cell differentiation
Cellular component (GO): cytoplasm
Molecular function (GO): growth factor activity; fibroblast growth factor receptor binding
Source: RefSeq, a predicted model, not a curated record